AUGUCCACACUGCCGUCUAGCUCGCUGGCAGAAAGGCAGAGCCAGAAGGAAUACCGCCACACUCGCUUCCAGGGCCGAUGCUCUGAGUCUUUAAAAGCAAAGCCAUGGUGUCUGUGGUCUGAUUCGGGUUUGAACUGGAAACUGUCUACGUUUCAAACACCCAAGUCCAUGAGGAAAUCCUUGAAGGAGAAAGUUUAUCCAAAAUGGGAAAAGCACAAGUUCAAAUCAGGAUGUUUGUCUGUGUUUUGUGCCACAGGAGAGAACACAGAUUCUCAAGGAAGUUUCCAGCAUCCUGAUGGUCAAAAGGUUGUUUCCCAGCCCCAGGUGCCAGUGAUUCCCAGAUCACGAAAUAAUUCUGAGGGUUCCACUGUUUCAGUCAAGGAGGAUGAGGAGGAGUCCACUGAUGAGGCAGAUAAAAAAUCUUCCCAAAGCUCAGCACAGAAGGAAACGCCAGGAGACGGGAAAGAGAACACAAGGAGCUCAGGGUUUGGCUGGUUCAGCUGGUUUCGCUCGAAGCCCACCAACAGUGCCUGCGUGUCUGGAGAAGACUCAUCGGACAGAGUCGACUCUGAGGAGACCUCCAGAGCCUCUUCUCCCCCUGAGGCUGGCCCUGGCUUCACACCGACUUCUCUCCCAGAGCCCCAGUCUCUGCCAGGUGCCAGCAUCUUGUCCGGGGCCACAGAUGAGGGCGAAGUCCGAGGAUUGGCGUCUGGUGGGGGAGCAGCCGAGGGCGCUGGGAGUGGAGGCCUGUCUGGGCCUGAGACUGUUUCCUCUGAACUUUACUUCAACCCUGGUGUUCUGCUUCCCCCAACCCCCUUGAAAGGAAGUGUUCCUCUCUACAACCCAUCUCAGGUCCACCAGCUCUCCUUGGCUACUAGCCUGAACCGACCGAGUCGCCUCGCUCAGCGCCGCUAUCCAACCCAGAAAUUAUGAGAAUAGCCACCCAUCCCAGGCUGGUCUCCUUCCUUGAUUUCUGGCCCCUCUGCCAUAUUGGGACCCCCAACAGGGUUGUGCUGGCCUAUUGCUUCCACUGGGAAGCAACAGGCUCUUCCAGGACACAGCUCAGUCCAGUCUCUGAACAGUAGCUUCAGAGUGAUGGCUAGUACCGCGUCGUAUGGAAAAGCUGGGAAGGACAGCAGACUGGAGGUGAGCAGGGUGCCAUGGCGGGAGCGUUCAAGAUGGUGCCUUCAGAUCCUCAGGAGAGUCAAGCCGAAGAACCCCUCGGCUGGAAUCAAGGCAAAUCUGCUGGGCUCUAUGGCAGGAAAUUAUUUGGGGGAGGUGCCCAGAGCAAUAUUCGUGACUAACGUUGACGCAUUCCUCAGUCUUAGUUAUAGACCAAUUCCCGGCUCUAGUUAGCAAAGUUUAUAUACUGAAACUUGAUUAUUGCUUCCCAGCAGAACUCCCUCCUCAGUGACAUUUCAGCAGUUUCCCUCUUGGUCCUAGUUUUGUGCACAUUUUUAUCUGCUUCAGAUUAAUUAUAUUUCUCUCACUUUCUUAGCUGGUCCUAUUUUUUCACGUUCUGGCAUCUGGCUAUCAAGUUAGAUUGCGGUAGGCAUCAUAUUGUCAUGGUAACUACUCAACCCAAUGAUGCAGAUGGAUGGAACAUCAGUGUAAUCAACGAUGGGCAGUGUUUCCUAAAAACCCACCCCUUCCAUAAGAGAGGCGAAUGAGUGCCUGAUAGCGUUAAUACUGCCCCUCCUACCACAGGCCUUUGCAAAGGGAUGUUGGGGGGGUCCCUGGAGCCAGAGGGAGGAGGGGACAUCUUGGAAAUUUCCGGUUCUCUUUUCAAACCCAAAAUAGGGAUGACUCUUGCUGUUUGUCAGAUUUGCUGAAAAUUGCGCCUCACAAAGAAGGUUUUCUCUGUGUGUAAUUGUACAUACAGGUUUUGUACUCUAAUGUACUAGAGUCUGAUGUUGAUGGCGAUUAAACCAGAUAAUUUUA
Molecule: messenger RNA, 1941 nt
Organism: Ailuropoda melanoleuca (giant panda)
Lineage: Eukaryota; Metazoa; Chordata; Mammalia; Carnivora; Ursidae
Product: protein transport protein Sec16B-like
Exons: 8
Coding region: 1-933 (310 amino acids)
Source: RefSeq, a predicted model, not a curated record